This is a messenger RNA of Metarhizium acridum CQMa 102, 774 nucleotides long. The record is from RefSeq and is a predicted model, not a curated record. NCBI's taxonomy places the organism in Eukaryota, Fungi, Ascomycota, Sordariomycetes, Hypocreales, Clavicipitaceae.
AUGAUGGUUCAGGGGGGCCCAGCUCACUUGUUCCCGCCCCAGUUCGCCGUGCCCACCGAAGCCCACCUGGCCCCAGGCGUCAACGGCACUACAAGCUUGCUGCCUCAGGGGAACGGCGUCAGCACUCCAGCGCCCGCCAGCGACACCACCAUGCAUGCGCAACCACCCUCGACUCUAGGCAAGAGGAAAGCAGAGACGCAAGACAAUCAACGGCUUUCGAAGCGCUUGAGUCUGCUUAAUCUAGGUAUGGAAGAAAUUCCAACUCCAUCCAUUUUUCUUUCUGGCUUUUAUCUAACAUGGGGUAAUCUCACAGAACAAUCCGGCAAUAAGCUCUAUGUUCCCGUUGAAACACCUCAUCAACCCAGCGCAACUCGCGCAACACCAUCUACCUCCCAGCCCUCCGAACACAUGGAACUAGAUGACUCUAAACAUAAAGUAUACAUCUACAACUUAGACGACGAGCUCUCAUCCGAAAGCGAGGACGAGGAAGGAAAACUCGUCUUCUUACCCGACAUCGAGAAACACCUUCGUGAAACCCGUAUCCCCAAACAGGUCCUGGCAAAUCGCGACGGAGAGCUCGCAGGCAUGCAGCUAGUCCUGUACAAGGAUCCGACGUCGUUGUCAGUGCCGCAAGAGGAGGAUAGUGUACGGAGGGCUGUUCUAGAGGCCAGGCAGCGAAUGAGAGAGAAGCAGAAACUCGAGCAGAAGGGUGCCGCAACCACUACUACCGGUGCCAGCUACGGUGAGGACGGUGAAGCAAUGGACAUGGAUUGA